Messenger RNA from Nerophis lumbriciformis (worm pipefish), 3734 nucleotides. RefSeq names its product interleukin 17 receptor A1a (gene il17ra1a). Lineage: Eukaryota; Metazoa; Chordata; Actinopteri; Syngnathiformes; Syngnathidae. Gene Ontology annotation, molecular function: interleukin-17 receptor activity. The record is from RefSeq and is a predicted model, not a curated record.
UUAUUAAUCUCAGCUGCCUUUCACUUUAUACACGCAGUCGAGAAAUUGCCCCUCAUGGCCAAACAUAGACACGUACCGCACUGAGAGGAACAUUAAUAUUAAACAAUGAGGCUGUAUGGACUUUUUCUGACGUUGUCUCUGUCGUCCGCGGUGAACAUUUUGACAUCCCCGCCGUUAAACUGCACCCAACAGGGUUUGAGAUGCACAGUCAGUUCAAGUAACUGCCUAGAUAAAGGAUGGCUGAAAGUGAAAGACUACACUCCCAGCAGUCCAGAGGGGCUGAAGGUGACUGUGACAACCAAGGAAGAUGAGGCAGGACAGCUGCAGCCUGUACUCGCUGUUAACUGGAACAUGAAGGAUGAUGGCAGUAUCCGCUACCUGAAUGCCACUGAACUUCAUCUUGUUGUCUUAGCCACCAAUGAGCACCUGUGUGUCCGAUAUUCCUUUAAAGACAAACUCCCAAUGAGAAAUUCAUUUGGCAACAAGUGGUCGUUUUCAGCAAACAUGCUAGUGUUGGACCCAGGACACAUGUAUCGAGUUUCUGUCUUCAACAUCCCCAAACCAGAAAUGUUCCACAGCAACUAUGACAUCAGCACUCAGGUCCAUGUUCCUGGUUGUGAAGACUCAGUGAUGAAAAUGACCCAGUUUUGCAUAGAGAGAGGAAGUCUUUGGCAGUCUAACAUCAGUGUGGCAGCCAAAGAAAGACCUGCACUGACCGUCCGCUUCAGGCCUGACCCACUGUGUGAAGAGUACAUAGUUAUUGUUACUUGUGAAUCCAUCCAACAAGUUGAACAUGUGUUUAAGGCCAACCAGACGGACUUAAACAGAACAUUCAGCCUUAAUAAAUGGCCCAGAUCCUGCUGCCAUUUUGACGUUGAGGUAAAACCAAUUUUCCAAAAAUGUGGCCAAGACUGUGCCCGUCACAAGAAAACCCUGCUAAUUUGUCCAGCUGUGCCAACUGAUGCCCAAGUUGCUCCUCAAUACACACCUGUUAUUGUGAGUGUGGUGCUCCUAUGUGCUGGGAUCCUGUCUGUUUAUAUGUGCAUCCUCCGCCGAAAACCAGGCAAACCUUGUGAUCCUUUCACUCCUGAUGAAAUUAAAAUACCAGAACCACCACCAAAAAUCCAACAAACCCCUAAAGUUCUGGUGAUCUACUCCCAAGACCACCGUCUAUACAGGGACAUAGUGUUAAAGCUCUGUGCCUUCCUCCAGGCCAAGUGUGGCGCCAAGGUGCUGAUAGAUCUUCUCGACACCAACUUUUUAAGCAUGAUUGGGCGCCUCCCGUGGCUGGAGUGGCAGCGACAGCAGCUGAAAUACCCCACUGAUAAGAUCUUAGUACUCUGCUCGCCGGGUGUUCAGGCAAAGUGGAGGGCCAUGUGUGGUCACAGCCGGGUCACGCUGAAGGAGGACCUUAACUCAACGAUGGAUGACAUGCUCACCCCCUUUCUGAACCUCUUCCUGCCCAACAUGCACCAAGCGCGCAUGCAUGGGAUGUACAUGGUGGCUUACUUCAGCGACAUCAGCAAUGAGCAGGAUGUACCUUCGAUCUUUGACAUCGCUGUGAAGUACAAACUGAUGAGAGACUUUGAAGAGCUCUUUUUUGGUAUCCUGGACAUGGAGAAGUACCAGCCGGAUCUGGUCCACUACAUCGAAGGCAUCGGCGGGGAUGAAUACUUCAAGUGCCCAUCGGGCCUGGCCCUGAAGAACGCCAUUAAAACCUUCCAGGCCUACCAGUUAAAACAUCCUGACUGGUUCGAGAGGGAGUGUGUUCACAGUGAAGAAGAACUUGGUACCGAAGCCAGUCGUCUUAUUGAGCAGCAGCAUGGCCCUCCGAUUCUAGAGUGUCUUCCUCUCAUCAGGGAUGGACCUUCUGUCUCUGUGUGUGAGGCACAAAUAAGAGAGAAUGAUGGCAGUGUUAAAGUCUUAACGCCGGAACUUAACACAAAGAGCCAGCUUCUAUCAGUGGCAGAACUUAUACCGGAAGUAAACCCUGUUUACAAAUCUCUGAAGUUGAGUUUUGCACAUCCGCCAGUUCUUCUCGCUGAGCCUGUUUCAUCAGGACAGAAGUGUCUGUCAUCUGCAGCUAAACACCAAAGCCAGGUUCCAGUUGAGAUUGGAGAAGAGUGGCCGAGUGGCUCAAGGACCCUGAAUUCCCAAGAUUUAACCCCACCUUGUUCGAGCACAGGGAGUCCCCCUCCAAACCCAAUCAACAAGUGUGAGGAUAAGAUUGUGGAGCCAAACAGUGGCUCUGAUCAAGGCUACAUCUCCAAAGUGCCUUCGCUGCUCGGAACGUCUUGUAAGGAAGAUCCACUGGUGGCUCUGGCAAGGCUGCAAGAGGAACUGUUUCUGCAAACUAUGAAUAGCUCUGAGUUGGGUCCAUAGGGAUGUAUGACUGAUUUACUAUAAUAAUUUGUUUAGUCAUUCAACCUCUCUCACCCAGAGAACCAUUUAUCUCCAACGAUCGACUGCUGAUUUGGUAUGUUUACUCUUUUUAUAAAUAUAUUUGUAUUUGACUUAGAGAAACAAGUAUUUGAUGCCAUACAAACUGGUUAGCAUUUUGAUCCUCACAAACACAAAUUAUUCCUGUCCCUUUAAGAAAGUAUUCGUAAUGUCAAUUGAUAAUAUGGAUAAAAGACACCGUACAUUCAACCCUCUCUCAAGACAAGAGCUGUAGACCUGCACAUGACUGGAGUACGCUACACAACUGCUAUUUACAAGUUUGGCAAGAAAGAGACCACUUCCACAAACAUUUUGCAAUGGUAUCAAUCACCCUCUCAUGCAAGAUUUCAACUUGUGUGGUAAGAAUUAUUGUGAUUCUAAAUCUGCUUUUAUUUUUAUUCCUGAUCAAAUCUGCCAUUUGGGCCUUAACUUAUACGUCUGUCAUACUUGCCAACCCUCCCGAAUUUUCCGGGAGACUCCCGAAUUUCAGCGCCUCUCCCGAAAACCUCCCGGGACUAAUAUUCUCCCGAAAAUCUCCCGAUUUACAGCCGGAGCUGGAGGCCACGCCCCCUCCAGCUCCAUGCGGACCUGAGUGACGAGUCGACAGCCUGUUUUCACGUCCGCUUUCCCACGAUAUAAACAGCGUGCCUGCCCAAUCACGUUAUAACAUCUACGGCUUUUAGAGAGUGCACAACUGCGCACACAACAAGGAGACAAAGCAGAAGAACGAGGAAGAUACAGCCAUGGCGACGCCGACGACGAGUAAGAUGAAGAAAUACGCUUGUAAGUUCCAAAACAAGAAUUUCGGUUUUUCCAGGACAGUUCGAAGGGGAAGAGGUAUGCUGCCUGUAAAUUUUGUAGAACAGACUUCUCCAUUGAACACGGUGGCCGGACGGAUAUACUCACUCAUGAACGGUCAGCGAAGCACAAGGUGGCGGCAGCGCAGCACAGCCCAGUAUCAUGGGCUACCUCGCUAAAUGGAGUUCCGAGGGUGUAACUUAUGCCGAGACAAAGAUGGCUAUGCUGAUAGCUGGAAGCAACAUCCCGUUCUCAUUUGCGGAUGUCUUCAACAAAUCCAUGAAGGAUAUGUUCCCGGAUUCAGAGAUCGUGCGCCAGUACGCAAAUGGCAGAACAAAAGCUACUAAAAUAGUGAAAGGUUAGUGUUGUUUUUGUUUUUUUAGUAAGCAGCAAGAUGUGCUUCUGGCUGCAAAGCAUUGCACUUUCAAGUACAACAAUGAGUAGAUGAGUGUUAUGUGUGUGUAUAUGUGUAAAUGAACACUGAAAUUCAAGAAUUU